Molecule: messenger RNA, 9528 nt
Organism: Rhizophagus irregularis DAOM 181602=DAOM 197198
Lineage: Eukaryota; Fungi; Glomeromycota; Glomeromycetes; Glomerales; Glomeraceae
Source: RefSeq, a predicted model, not a curated record
AUGCUCGAGUCUCUCGUUGCUAACGUGUUGAACCGUUUUCUUGGAGCUUAUGUCUCCAAUCUUGAAGUUAACCAACUUAAUAUUGCAAUAUGGACAGGCAUAAAUUUACAACUAAAGAAAGAAGCUCUUGACAAGUUUAAUUUACCUAUUGAUGUCUUAGAAGGAUACCUUGGGGAACUAACACUUAAUAUCCCUUGGUCGAAUUUAAAGAAUAAACCUGUUAAAGUUUUCAUAAAUAAUGUUUAUCUCUUAGCGGUUCCAAAAGCCGAAUCAGAGUAUGAUACUGAAGAAGAUGAGAACCGGGCUCAACAAGUUAAACAAGAAAAAUUAGCAAAUGCUGAAUUGUUAAAUACUCAAAUAACUGAAUCGACAGAGGAUGAUCAAAAGAAUCAAUCUUUUAUAAAUCAGCUCGUUACAAAAGUUGUAGAUAACCUUCAGAUUUCAAUUAACAAUAUUCACAUUCGUUAUGAAGAUAAACUGAGUGAUCCUGGUCAUCCAUUUGCCAUAGGAUUGACUCUAUCUGAAUUUUCGGCAGUAUCCACUGACGGUAAUUGGAAGCCUACAUUUAUUGAAGGAGAGACUAGUACUAUUCAUAAGUUAAUAACGUUAGGGUCUCUAUCCAUGUAUUGGAACACGGAUUCGAAAUCUUUGGCCGGUCACAAUAAUGAAGCUAUCAAAAUAUUUAACAACCUGAUCGCGUCCGAAAAAAAUAUACCAGAGCAUCAAUAUAUACUUAAACCCGUCUCUGGUACCGGACGUAUUAUAUUAAAUAAAAAUUUUGAUGUAAAUAAACCAAAAACUAUCGUGACAUUAUUAUUUGAUGAACUUGGAUUCGUCUUAGACGAUGAACAAUAUAGGGAUGCUUUAUUAAUGGUUGACUUAUUCCAUUUUUAUCUACGGCAACAACAAUACCGAAAAUUUCGACCUCCAAAAGAAAUAACUCCUAAACAAGAUCCUAAAGCUUGGCUGAGAUUUGCGGGUGAAUGUAUUCUGUCAGAAAUUCGUGAGCGCAAUAAGAAAUUUACCUGGGAGUAUUUUGCUGAACGUCGUGAUGAUAGGCAUUCAUACGUUAAAUUAUAUAAAGACAAACAACUUGAUAAAAUAACACCGGAGGAUCAAAAUGCGUUGAAUUCUCUCGAACGGAAACUCAGUUAUGAAGAUAUUCGAUUUUACAGAUCAAUAGCAAAAUCACAAUUAAGGAAGGAAAAGGCAUUAAUUGCCAGAAAACAAAAAGAAAACGCAUCGCAACAAUCAUCACAACGUGGUUGGUUAGGUGGUUGGUUGUGGGGUGGAUCACAAUCUGAUGCAGGUGAAGAAGAAUCAAUAUUAACUGACGAACAGCGACAAGAAUUAUAUCAAGCAAUUGAUUAUGAUGAAUCAACUGCGGUGCAAAAUGCCGUGGAUUUCCCUAAAGAGUGGAUAAAACUUUCACUCAAAACAAAACUUAAAACUGGAUCUUUUACUCUGAAAAAAGAUCCUCAUGGUAAAAAAACCAAUAUUCUCUGCGUCAAGUUUGAUACAGUAACAGCGAAUUUCAUCCAACGUCCGGAAUCAUUUCAAGCUGAAAGCGCUUUGGGUAGUUUAACAGUAUUUGAUGGGUCUACCGAAGGAACAUUAUAUCCUCAAAUAGUUAGAGUAAAAGAUUAUACUACUGAAGCUUCUCAAAAAGAUUUGACGAGGAAUAAUCGUGCGAGUGAUAUUGGAUAUGAUGAAUCACAGGAUCCAUUUUUUCAAUUAGUUUUUGAACAAAAUCCUUUGGAUGGUAGAGCAGAUAAUGGUGUUUCAAUGAAAAUGAGACAUUUGGAGAUUAUUUAUAAUGUAAAUGCUGUUGAAGCAGUUAUUGACUUUUUUAGACCUCCAGAACAGCAAUUGGAAACAAUUUCAGCUUUAAUAGAAGCUGCAGGGGAUACCUUUGAAGGAAUUAAAGCUAUCACUAGAGCUGGAUUAGAACAUGCGUUGGAGGAACAUAAGACUAUAGACGUAAAAAUUGAUAUGAACGCGCCAAUUUUUAUAGUUCCGGAAAGUUGUACUAAAUCAGAUGCUCAAGUAAUAGUAUUAGAUUCCGGUCAUAUCAGUGUAGAAAGCAACUUGGUUAGCAAGCAACAAAUCGCUGAAGUUCAGGCAAAAGCAAGUAAAAGUUAUAGCGAGAAAGACUAUGAAAAGUUACAGUCUUUGAUGUACGAUCGUUUCACAGUGCAACUUUCUUCGACUCAGCUCUUAGUUGGACAAUCUGUUGAGCGCUGCUUAGCUCAGAUUCGAGACUCUGAAGCCAAUUAUGGCCUUCACGUUAUUGAUCGUAUCAAUAUGCAAUUUAAUGUUGAAAUGUCAAUAAUACGGCAUGCAUCUAAUCUUACAAAAUUCAGAGUUACAGGACACUUACCUUUACUAAAAGCUAAUUUUUCAGAUAGAAAAUAUAAGAUCAUGAUGAAUAUAAUUGAAAAAGUUACACCAAAGAGUACGAAUGAAAGUACUGAAAGCAUCCAAUUUCCUUCUGAUAAAUUUUCGUUUAAUGAUGUAGUUGAAGAUGUCUUAAAAGACAAACCAAAGGGGAAGAAAGCUACAUUAAGUAAAAAUAUGGCAAACAAAGCUUUAGCAUGGAAACAGAGAGAUACUAUAGUAGAAAAACUUGGUUUAAAAACUUCACAAGAUUUAGUAAUAGAUAGUGCUAGUGAAGGGGAAGAAGAGAAUGACGAGUCUCAUGAAGAUAAACAAGAAGAAUUCUUUGACGCACAAGAUACAGACGACUCGAAUAAUGCGAAAGUCAAUCAACGAAUAUUUGAAUUUGUUUUUCGCGUGGAUAAAUUUACGGCUACUUUAAAAAAAGCAGAUCCAGAUCCGAAUAAACCAGAAGUUGCGUUGGUUGAUAUGGUCUUGGAACAUUUUGGGCUGAAUUAUGUUCUUCGACCAUUCGAUAUGUCUGCUGAAGUUGUACUUAGGUCUCUUAGUAUUGAGGAUAAAAUUUCAGUCAACGCUUCAGAAUUUAAACAUAUAGUUUCUUCUGAGGGUUAUGGCAAUGCUCAGUCUGAAGAUUCUAAAGAUCUUGUUCACAUUAAAUAUUUUAAAGUUAAUCCAAAAUCACCAGAAUAUAUGUCAAAAUUCGAAGGAAUUGACCAGGGUGUUGACAUUGAAUUGUCUACGAUCACUGUUAUUAUCUCACGUGAAAGUAUUUUGACAUUAUAUAGUUUUAUAUUGGACACUUUCACGUCACCGCCUACAUCAACCCCUACACCAACACCACAAGCCGUUGAUGUUCAACCUGGUACAGAAUCAGAAGAAGUCCGAACACCACAAUCAAAGCCUUCCACUAUUAGAGUAAAGGCUAAACUUAAUAGUAUAAGGUUUAUACUAAAUAAUGAUGGCGUUAGACUUGCAACGGGGUUAUUAUCACUUGCGGAUGUUGCUGUUCAUUUAAGACAAAAUACUAUUCGUGUGGGAGCUCGGUUAGGCAAUUUCUCACUUUCAGAUGAUAUGGCUAGUGUAGAUAGACCUGAAUCAUUGCGUCAAUUGCUUACUAUUCAAGGAGAAGAUUUAGCCGUUUUUAAAUAUGAGACAUUUGACGAAAAAAUGCCAGGUUUUCCUGGUUAUAAUUCGUCAGUUUACUUACGAACUGGUUCUGCAAGAUUAACUUUCCUAGAAGAACCUAUUAGAUUUUUGCUUGAAUUUGGCAGUAAAUUUGCUCAAAUGAAAGGUCUUUACGAUUCUGCUAGGAACGCUGCUGUUCAACAAGCGACACAAUUACAAGAGAGUGUUUCGAAAUUUCAUUUCGAUAUUGUAAUUCGAGCUCCAAUUAUUCUUUUCACUAAUGAUACUAAGUCAAAGGACAAUGUAAUAGCAAAUCUUGGUGUAUUUUCUGCUUCAAAUCAGUUCAUAUCUAAUGAGUCAGGAAAAGGGGAACUUACUCAGAUUAAAGCUGAACUUCAAAAGAUUAGGGUAACCUCAGAGUUUGUUUUACCUGAUGGAAAGAACCAAACUUUACAAAUAAUUGACGAUGUUGAUAUAAAUUUCAAAAUUUCAUACUCUGAACAUGUUAAAGGUUCAGUUAGACCAGAUAUGGAGAUUAUUGGAACGAUGUCCGAUGUUAAGAUGUCUUUAACAGAAAAACAAUAUAAAUAUUUAUUUGAUCUAUCAAAUACUAUCCCUCGGGCUUUUAGUUCUAUUGAAUCUACAAAUGAAAGUACUUCCAAUUCCCUAACAAGUCCAUCUCAAUACUCUAAAGAUUCAAGUGCAUCAGGAACAAGUUCAUCGCAAAAGGACGAAGAAGUAGUUGAGCCUUGGACAACGAUCGAUCUUAUAUUCGAUGUGAAUCAAAUAUAUUUAGAAAUUUUUUCCAGAGAUGAUUCUCAAACGAAAUCAUUAUCAGAUACAAGUUUAUCGAAAUUUUGCCUAAAUAAAACUAAGGUUAAAUACAAGAUGUUAUCAGAUAAGUCUAUGGAGGCAGAACUCAGUCUUCAAUCUGCCACUUUGAAUGAUACUAGAACAAAUGUCCAAAAUGUAUAUAGAGAGAUAUUACCAGCUGUUAACAAAGAAACUGCACAAUUUUCUGUUACCGUUUCAAUAUCUGGUGUUACUGAAAGAAGCAUUGUUGCUAUCGUCACUGUUGAUAGUCCACGGAUAAUACUUACUCUUGAUCAUUUGUUUGCUACCCGUAAUUAUUUUAUGAGCGCAUUCGAAGGCUCAAAAACAAACCAAGCUGUAUCCCAAUCUCAACAAGAAUCGAAGUCUAUUAAGAGUCCACAAUCAAAUGUUCCAUCAUUACCACCUCGUCCGACAACUGCGCAACCUCAAGUUACUACCAGUUUAAAUUAUCGUGUGAACGUUACUUCCGCAGAAAUUAUCCUAUUAGCUAACCCUGAUUUGGCUAAUACUGAAGCAAUUGUCCUUUCUGCUAAUCAGAUAGUUGUUACGCAACAACAAGUUUUGGCACUUACAGUUGAAAAAAUUGGCAUGUUUUUAUGUAGAAUGGAUAAGAGAGCUGAUUCUCUUAUACGAUUUAUUGACAACUUUAAUUUUGCUAUGACCAUGGAUACUAGAACUUCUAGACCGGGCCAACAACUUACGAACAUUAAUGUUGAUAUUGGACCCCUUACAUUGAGACUUUCAUAUAGAGACGUUUUACUAAUAACAUCAAUAGUAAAUAAAGUUUCAGAACUCUCAUCACAAUCAUCAGCUCCACCUCCUGAAAAAGAAACUAUAUCUGGACCAGAAAUUGAUGCAAAUGUCCCGCUUGAUAACGCGGUAUCUAAAAAUUUUAAUUAUGAUUCAUUAACUGCAGCUAAAAAAGGUGGUAAUUCAAAGAAGAGCCCUAGUGUUUUACAGACUUUAAUGAUGACUCGAGAAACUCUUAAAGCAACCUUUCAUGGUACUCGAUUAGUUGUUAUUGGCGACGAACAUAACAUACCUAUGAUUGAUGCAAGUGCGAAUCAAUUUUCUGUAGACGUAACAGACUGGUCAUCACAGAUGAGUGUUGAUGCCACAGUUUCAACUUACAUAAAUUAUUUCAAUUUGACCAAUUCUCAUUGGGAGCCGUUAGUCGAGCCAUGGAAUUAUAGUUUACACGCAUCAAAAAAUUUAAAUCCAGAAAGUAUGGUGAUUGAUAUAUCCUCUCAGAAACGUUUAGAGAUAAACAUUUCACAUAUUUUUUUGGAAACGAUUUUUACAACUCUUUCCAUAGUAAAUCAUGAAAGCGAGCAUGUAUUGAGUGCCACGAGAGGUUCGCGAACCCCAUAUAAAUUAAGAAAUAGAACUGGGUAUAAUAUGCACGUUUGGUCUAUUUCUUCGGAUGAUGCUACAGAUACUGAAAUUAAAAAAAUGGACGAUGAACAAGACCUGAAUUGGAGGUUUGACGACUGGCGUAAAACGCGUGAAACUAUUAGCUUUGCAAAAAAUAUGCUAGGCGUCCAAUUUGAAGGUGCAAUAUGGGAAUGCAUUAAGGAAAUCCCUGUCGAUAGGGAAGGAGAGACAAUGUACAUAUUACGACCAAAAGUCAACAAGAUAUCCCACCGUUUGGUGAUCGAUGUAAAAUUAAAAGAUAAUAUAAAAGUAGUAACUUUCCGAUCAGUUCUCGUUAUCGAAAAUCGUACGCUUUUAACAAUUGAAAUGUUAAUUGUUGACGAACAUGGCAAAAAUGUUGGCAAAGUUUAUCAAAUAGCACCUGGUGAAGAUUGUCCUGUUCCUAUAGAACAUGCUUAUCAUAAUCGGCUUAAGAUCAGACCUGAAGGCGGGUUUGGUUACAAUUGGAGCGUCGAGAGUUUAUACUGGCAAGAUUUCGUAAAACGUAAUCCUAUGAAAUCUAUUACAUGUGAAUCUAUAGAAAAUGAUGUCCCAUUCCGUUUCCAAGUAUUUUCUAGAUACAAAAAGAAUGAUCCUCUCGUCAAAGAGUAUCCUUGUAUGGCUAUCCGGUUAAGUGCGCCGAUACAAGUUGAAAAUCUGUUACCCUAUGAUUUCACAUUUAGAAUUGUUGAUAAGACUACAAAUCAAAAUUGGCCUGACAAUUAUUUACGCAAAGGAGCAAUAACUUCUCUACAUACCAUUGAGUUAAAUCACAUAUUAUUACUUAACAUUGACAUACAAGACUCAGGUUACAAAGCUAGCGAGUUUUCUAUAAUUAGCUCUCCAAAUUCCGAUUAUUCAGUUGAGAAUAUGUUGACACUUGAAGAUUCAGAAGGUUUAAAAUUAACCCUUCGAAUUCAUUACACAGAAAUUCCUGAUUCCGGAGGAGCGUUCAAAUUUAGUAUAUAUAGUCCAUAUGUUAUGAUAAACAAAACAGGUCUCGAUAUGGUUUUCAAGUCAAAAUCACUUUUAGCGUCUGCUAAAAUUGCUGCUGGUCAAGGUUCGUUAUCCAAGAAGAAAAAUGUUGCUCCGUAUAUGUUUUCUUAUCCAAGCGAUGAAUUACGAAAUCGUGCUUUAUUAAAAGUGGGAGAUUCUGACUGGAGCGAACCUUUAAGUUUUGAAGCUGUUGGUACAUUUAUGGAAAUUUCUAUACCUUCUGCAACAAAAUCUGAAGAAAUUCAUUUGGGUGUCAGCAUUCAAGGAGGCAACCAAAAAUACAAACUGACUAAAAUUGUGACUUUCACACCGCGGUUUAUUCUCAAAAACAACUUGAGUGAGGACAUCAAUUUCCGUGAGCCAGAAUCAACUAAUGUUAUAACCAUUAAAUCCAAAGAUCGUGCUCCACUUCAUUUCUUAAAAAAAGGAAAUGUCAAACAGCUUAUGCUAUGUCAUCCGGGAUUAAAUAAUCCUUGGUCUGCUCCGUUUAAUAUUGAUGAAGUUGGAAGAGUUCAUGUAAAGGUUGGAAAAUCGGAUGAAGUAACUGAUUUAAUUAGAACUGAAAUUUUACUUGAAGAUGCUACAGUUUUUGUAAUAUUAAACAAAGAGGAAGGGAAGUGGCCAUACCGUAUUGAAAAUUAUUCAGAUGUUGAUGUUGAUUUCUAUCAGCAGGAUCCGAACCGUCGUGAUUUCUUUGGCUCAAGUACACCUCAAUCAAAUAUAUCAAAUGUAAAAAAAUAUCAUCUUCCUUCUGGAAAUGCUACUCGUUAUUCGUGGGAUAUGCCAGCACAAAAAGAAAAACGUUUGGUCUUAAACGUUAAAAAUGUUGAACGGGUGGUUAAUAUACAAGAAAUAGGUUCAUUAAUGCCAUUCAAAUAUCCGGUUGACGGAGGACAUCGCGUAAUUUCUAUAGAAGUAGCAGCUGAUGGUCCAACUCAAGUCUUGUUGCUUUCUAAUUAUAAUCAAUCAGAAAGUAUAUUCAGACCAAGGGCUCCAUCAAUCUCAUCAGUAUCCAAAGAUGAUUCUAACGCCGGUCGAGAAGCUUUUGAAGUGAUUGAUGUAGACUCAGUCACUACACUAAGUUUCCAGAUCAGGUUAGAAGGUAUUGGUAUUUCCGUGAUUAAUAAACGGAUGCAGGAAUUGAUAUAUGCUUCAAUGCGCGGGUUGGAGUUUAAAUAUAAUGAUUCUACGUUAUAUCAAUCUGUCAACUUUCUUAUUAAAUGGUUACAGAUUGAUAAUCAGCUAUAUGGCGGAUUAUAUCCAAUAAUUUUAUACCCAUCGGUCAUUCCGAAAGAUGCAAAAGAGACAGAUGCUCAUCCGGCUUUUCAUGUUUCGCUUAUUAAGGCAAAGGAUGAAUCGCAUGGUGUCAUCUACUUUAAAUACUUUUCCUUGUUGUUGCAAGAAAUGACCUUCGAAAUUGAUGAAGAUUUUCUCUUUGCGUUACUUGAAUUUACAAAAUUUGCAGGUUCAAGCACUAAUGAUGAAAAAGAAGCACAACUUAUUGAUGGAACGCUUGAUAUUCCUGAGCCAAAAUCAACCGAAGGAGAUAAUCAAUGGUACUUUGAGGUCUUGCAUAUACAUCCGAUGAAAAUUAAUAUUUCAUUUGUUAGAACAGAACGCAUAAAUGUUGAAAAUAAGCCCCCACCACGUAAUCCUAUCAUGUUCUUUAUCAAUGUUUUGACGAUGGCAAUUGGAAACAUUAACGAUGCGCCAAUCAAACUUAAUGCUCUCGCCAUGGAAAAUGCGCGUGUCAGUCUUCCCGUAUUAAUUAAUCGUAUCAAUCGUCACUACGGUGAAGCUUUUAUCUACCAAGUGCAUAAAAUCAUUGGCUCCGCCGACUUUUUGGGUAACCCUGUUGGCCUAUUCAGUAAUAUUAGCUCUGGAGUUGUUGAUAUUUUCUAUGAACCAUACCAAGGAUUUGUGUUGAAUCGACCCCAAGAUCUUGGAAUUGGGCUUGCAAGAGGUGCAACGAGCUUCUUCAAAAAGACAGUGUAUGGUUUUAGCGACAGUUUUUCCAAGGUUACAGGAAGUAUAGGAAAAGGCCUCUCUGCUGCUACUUUGGAUAAAGCUUAUCAAGAUCGACGAAGAAUGGCUCAAUUUAGAAAUCGACCUAAACAUGCAUUAUAUGGUGUCACUCAAGGAGUUAAUUCUUUAGCAACAAGUAUUACAAGUGGUAUUGAAGGAGUAGUACGUAAACCUAUAGAAGGCGUUGAAAAAGAAGGUGCAGCAGGGUUGCUCAAAGGUGUAGGAAAAGGACUUGUUGGUUUCGUGACAAAACCCGUUGUGGGUGUGUUUGAUUUUGCAAGUAAUGUAACAGAAGGAAUUCGAAAUACCACCACUGUCUUUGAUGAAAAUGAUAUUGCACCAGUGCGAUUACCACGAUAUGUUGGGCGGGAUGGAAUAUUAAAACCAUAUGAUCAAAGAGAAGCUUUAGGACAAUCUUGGUUGAAAGGAUUGGAGAAUGGAAAAUUUUUUAAUGAAGAAUAUACUGCUCAUCUUGAUCUUCAAGGAGACGAACGUGUUGUAGUUCUUACACGGUCUCGUAUUAUGCUUGUAAAAAGUAAAAGACUAAAAGUAGAAUGGGAAGUUUCAUUUUCAGAUCUCCAAACUAUUUCAUUACAACCUCAAGGUAUUUUACUUAAUUUGAAAAAAGCGCCAGGACCAUUUAUUCCAAUUCCUGAUCCUGAAAGUAAAAACUGGUUCGAAAGAAAAAUCGAAAUGGUAAUCAAUGAAUACAAUGCAGAAAAAAAGGCUCUUGAGUAA